CAGGGGUGCAGGGAAAUGCUGACGUUUGGAUCUGGAGAUAACAGCCUGAGAACAAUUAUAACAAAAAAAGACCAGUCGAUCCACAGCCAUGGUUCAAUAAAUAUGGCUAAAAAUUCUACGAUGGCAUAUAAAAUUCAAAGUACCAUUAUUUAUGGAUUUGCUGGGCUUCUGAUUUUAAUACACGUUUCAAAUGGCCUCAAUUUAGGGCUAAUAUCUGGCGAUCUCAAGCGUACUGCGAAUCCUAUAAAUAUUAGGAAGAUUUCGCAUCACUCCCCAGUGACUAUAAACUUAAAUUCCGGAAUGCCAAAACUACCAGCUGUAUUCCCACCUGUAUUAACAACAAAAUUAUCUAAAAUACCUUCGCCGACAAAAGCAAAGAGAAGAAGAUCUCUUAAAACUAAGCCCCUUCGUUUACAUAAAUUACCAAAAUUACCUAAGUUGCCUAAGUUGCGAAGAAUACCAAAAAUACCCAAGAUACCCAAAAUUCCAAAGAUACCUAAAAUUCCAAAAAUACCUAGAUUACCUCUUUUACCCUUAAUACCUCCAUUAUUACCACCUUUUAUACCAAAAUUACCAUUUUUACCUUUGUUGCCAAUCUUACCUCCAUUACCCCUUUUACCUCCAAUAUUACCUAGAAUUCCCAAACUGCUAAAGCUUAUUCGAAUUCCUAUCCUAGGAAAAAGCGGAUUAAAAGCUUUAGGGUCGGAAAUAACACCAAUCAGAGUUCCUGCUCCAAAUUUAAAAAGACAUGUUUUAGAAAAGCUUUUAAAGCUAAAAAAGGAUGGAUCACUUACGACGUCUGAGUUUAUACGAUUUAAGAAACUUCUGUUGUUGUAAUAAAUUAUAAAGUAAGAAAAUGCUUUUUUAUUUU
This is a messenger RNA of Maniola jurtina (meadow brown), 871 nucleotides long. Its product is annotated as protein PELPK1-like. Lineage: Eukaryota; Metazoa; Arthropoda; Insecta; Lepidoptera; Nymphalidae. The coding region runs from base 16 to 837 and encodes 273 amino acids. The transcript is spliced from 3 exons. The record is from RefSeq and is a predicted model, not a curated record.